AUUUUGUUUUCCGUGCCGUUCCUCCUUCCGGAUAACUGGAUAUUCGUGUUUUUUAAAAAUCUGACAGGGUUUUUUUGCCCGUACGAAGAUCAGACAUGAGUUGGGGAAUCGAUCUUUGGGACCAGUUUGAGAUAGCAGAGAAACACACCGCAAAUGGCAUAGACUUUGUAGAUAAAUAUUGUAAAUUUGUGAAAGAACGUUGUCGAAUAGAAAACGAAUAUGCCACAGCAUUGAGGAGACUUGUGAAAUCAUGUGCUCUUAAAAAGAAAGAGGAAGAAUCCAACUAUAGUUAUCUUAAAGGUUAUGCUGAUGUUCUCAAGGAGCUGACAGAUAUGUCUGGGCAGCACGAAAGUGUCGCUGAAUCGCUUUCAGAAAAAGUUGUUAAAGCCUCCGAAGAACUUAUAAGAGAAUUAAAAGCUGAUAGAAAAAAAUUCCUCAAAGAGGGACAUAAAGUGAAAGCAACGUUAGCAGUGUCAAUCCAGACACUUGAACAGGCGAAAAAAAAUUAUGAAUCUUCGUAUAAAUCAGCUGUGAAUGCAACACAACAAUAUGAAAAAGUGAAAGACGACAUGAAUCUGCCACGAGUACAAGUAGAAAAGCAAAGAAAUCUUAUGAAUCAGAAAAAACAGACUUGUGAAGAUUGUAAAAAUGAAUACGUGUUACAAUUAGAAAACACGAACCAAGCACAGAGAAAACAUUACAACGUUGAAAUGCCUAAUGUAUUCAAGCAACUUCAAGAACUCAAUAAUCACAGAAUAGAUAUGCUAGGAGAAUUUUACAAAAUAUAUGCGGAUGAACACCGGACAAUCUUACCUAUUAUUGGAAAAUGUUUGGAUGGAAUGACCGCUGCUGGCAAUAGUGUAGAUCAUACAAGAGAUACUAAUAUGAUGAUUGACAGAUAUAAAUCAGGAUUAGAUCCACCCGGUGACUUUCCAUUUGAAGAUAUUAGUAAAAACAACGACGGUGAUAACAUUUCAACGGGAAGCGGGAAUACUCCAGCUGGAUACAAAAGUGGAUCACUAACAUUAUCUGGAACAGGAAGACGGAAAGGAAAAAAUAGGGCUGGCAUAUUUCAUAUCUUUCAAAAGGAUGAAAAACCUGAAGAUUACAGUGAUCUUCCUCCAAACCAACGACGAAAGAAAUUACAACAAAAAGUUGAUGAAGAUGCAUUGAAUAAAAUGAAAGAAGUUUAUACAAAGACGCCGGCGUUGGGAGAUCCUAACAGUGUAGAUGCACAAUUAGCCGAAAAUGGCAAGAAGCUCGACAUUGUACGGACAGAAUUACAAAAAUACCAAAUGUACCUCGGUGAUGUAGAUGGUAAAACUAGUACGCCACAGGGAACGCCAAAACAGAAUAGACUCUCAAAUAUGGAGACCAAUGCCAACAGCAGUUCUUUGACGUCACCAGCCAGUACAAUAGCCUCUACAGCCUCACCAAGGUCGAGUAUAACAUCAUCGCAUUACGCCACCAGUACGGCACCUACAAGUCCAGAUACGGGUAUAGCUGAUGUCAGUGUUAAUACCAGUACUUCAUCUUACCCACCUGGUGAGUUUGACAGCGAUGAUGACACUUCUGGCACAUAUACACAACAAACUGCAGCGUUAGACCCUGUUAUAUGCAGAUGUAAAGCCUUAUAUGCUUUUGAAGCUCAAAGUGAAGGUGCAAUACCGAUGGAAGAGAACGAGAUACUAGAUGUGAUAGAGAAAGAUGGGGGUGACGGUUGGACUAAAAUACGCAAAGGUGGCGUGGAAGAAGGCUAUGUACCAACUAGUUACAUAGAAUGUUUCUGAACAUUGUUCCUCCACUUUAACACAUUUUUUAGUUAAUAGACCGAAACUAGAACACUCACCCAGGAUCAGGUCAAGUCGUGCCGAACUCGUCAAGCAGUUGACAUUUCGUGAGUCAGUGAAUUUCAUGAAUUUUUGUCUCAGCGAAUAUUUCACUGCGAUACUCUAGACGAAGAAGUCGGAAUGACAUUAUGAAAAUUUCAUCGAUGUUAAUAAUGCCUCUAAAUAUUAAAUAUUAUUUGCAAAAUCAUGUUAAUAUUUUUCAUAAAAUCUGUAGAGGGCGCUAUUACUGCAAAUGUUGCUAUUAUGAAUGAGAAUGUCUGGCCAAUGUUUGCUGUAAUAUGAUACACAGGAAUUUUGUUUAUUUCCUGUUUCUUAAAUUAACUACCUAACCGUAUUUUUCAUACUGGUCAGUCCCUGUGUUUUUUCACUAUAUUGAAAACUGCAAUGCAUGCCUCCUUGUUUUGGAAAAAAAUGCUGUUUCUGAUAUACACUAUCAAAUUUACCAUAUUUGCAGUCAAUUUUGUGAUAUUAACCUUUUUUUUAAAAAUCCGACUGACGUUUGAUUUAUCAGUCUUGUACUUAAUAUCUGUAAUUUGAAUUCCAUCCCAACCCGCUCCAUUCCAUCUCAUCUCAUCCCAUCUCAUCCCAUCUCAUCCCAUCUCAUCUCAUCCCAUCUCAUCCCAUCCCACCCAACACCACCCAACCGUCUAAAGAUAUGUCUAGAAAUGCUGUAUCAAUUUUUUUUUAUAUCAGCAUUUGCAUUUUUAUUUAUACUUAAGCUCCCUGACUUUGAGUCAUGUUUUACAAAAAAAAUGUGCCUCAUAAUUUAUUUCAUCUUUAAAAACAAAUUAUCAAAACCUAUUCUCGGAGCAGGCAUUUUCCCAGCCUUAGAAAACGGUACUUAGGGAUAGUUGUCGAGACUUCACUGAACAGUGUAACAAGAUUACCCCUACAUGUGUAACAUGUGUAAAUUUGGUUGCUCAGAAUUACCUCAAAGUUUAGUUUAUGUUGUUUUCUUAAUUUUAGCCGUUUUCACCGGCUCUUCGACCAGCGUCUCACAGCAGCUUGUACAGAGCUGAUAGAAAUACAUGGUAUAGUGAUGCGUGUGAGUGUCUUAGCCACACAGAACAAUCUGUGACAUAGAUCCGCCCCAAGAAUAAGCAAUGGACAAACACUCAUACCGACAUGAAUAACCUACUUUUUAACUUUUAAUGAGGACACUAAAUGGCAACAUUUGAUUUGAUUUGAUGCUGGUUUGUAUAUUUAAAGAAAGG
Saccoglossus kowalevskii is the source of this 3064-nucleotide messenger RNA. Its product is annotated as formin-binding protein 1-like. Lineage: Eukaryota; Metazoa; Hemichordata; Enteropneusta; Harrimaniidae. Gene Ontology annotation, biological process: signal transduction. Gene Ontology annotation, molecular function: protein binding. The record is from RefSeq and is a predicted model, not a curated record.